UCACUACUGAUCAGAACCUUCUGCAUGUUGCCAACAAAGUCUUGUUUCCAGCACGGACUCAAAUUUCGGUUACACUUGAAACAUAAAGAGGAUUUUGGCCUGAACCGGUCUGAAGAGGACAGUUAAAUGAUUGUAACUUUACAUAAGGUAACGUUAUUCUUAACACAAUUUUAAAGCAUGAAUAAACUGGACCUUUCACUGGAGUAUGUCAUCAUCACUCCACCAAGAGAGGAGUGUGUCUACACGAGCUGUUACUGUGAGGAAAAUAUUUGGAAACUCUGUGAACAUAUCAAAGCACAACACCAACAUUGCAUUCAAGAUGUGUAUGCAGUUUUCAUAUCUAAUGAAAGGAGAAUGGUUCCUAUAUGGAAGCAAAAAUCCAGUCAUGGAGAUCAGCCAGUCGUGUGGGAUUACCAUGUCAUAUUAUUGCAUAACUGGAACAGUGGAGAAAGCUACAUUUAUGAUCUGGACACAGUACUUCCUUACCCCUGCCCACUGAGUUUGUAUGAAAAGGAGGCCUUUCGGUCAGAUCAUUAUCUGAAGGAAUCAUACAGGAGAAAACUGAGAGUUAUUCCAGCUGAAACCUUCUUGAGCAGCUUUGCUUCUGAUCGCUCACACAUGAAAGAUGAGGUUGGCCAUUGGAAAAUGCUUCCACCCUCCUACCCCUGCAUAGAGACAGCAGAGUCUAAAAUGAACUUGAAUUACUUCAUCAGUAUGGACGCUCAGGUUGGCUGGGGAAAAGUCUACAGUCUCUCAGAAUUUAUGGAACACUUUGGUGGUGAAGGAUUGCCAACAUUAACCAACCAACUCUCAAAAUAAAUGUUGUCCUGUGUUCCUAUUCAGUCUUGGUUGAUCAAAGUCUAUUUAUUCAGAACAUAGCUUAUGUUUUCUUAUCCUAUUCUUAUUAUGUUAUGUCUCUUAUUCUGUCAUACUGUAUUGUUUGGUAAUGUACCUUUUACAGCAAGUUUCCUUAAUAAAUCUUGCUAUGUUGUAAA
Messenger RNA from Alosa alosa (allis shad), 995 nucleotides. RefSeq names its product WDYHV motif containing 1 (gene ntaq1). Gene Ontology annotation, molecular function: protein-N-terminal glutamine amidohydrolase activity; protein-N-terminal asparagine amidohydrolase activity. The transcript is spliced from 6 exons. Bases 178 to 819 code for a protein of 213 amino acids. Gene Ontology annotation, cellular component: nucleus; cytosol. The record is from RefSeq and is a predicted model, not a curated record. NCBI's taxonomy places the organism in Eukaryota, Metazoa, Chordata, Actinopteri, Clupeiformes, Clupeidae.